This is a messenger RNA of Dreissena polymorpha, 3893 nucleotides long. RefSeq lists its product as uncharacterized. Lineage: Eukaryota; Metazoa; Mollusca; Bivalvia; Myida; Dreissenidae. The transcript is spliced from 18 exons. The record is from RefSeq and is a predicted model, not a curated record. Bases 87 to 1583 code for a protein of 498 amino acids.
AAUACUCUUGAUAGAAACAACAAGUCUGGAUUUGUUUAUUUUCUUUUUGGUGAAUUUCUUUGUACAAUGAGUGUAACUGUACAAUAAUGUCAAAACUUCGAGUUCAGCAAUACAUGGAAAAAUACAGACUAACGGCUCUAUUUGAGGACUUAAUGACAAAGGUGGUGCAUGAGCAACCAGAGGACCCGGUCAUCUACCUCAUCAAAUGUCUGUACAAGAAAGCAGCUCUUCCCAUUCCAAAGGAUUUGAGAUCAGCUGGAGAGAAGAAAAGUGUAUCCCCAGAGCGUGCACAUAGACGACCUCGUAGUCCUGAGAAAGCUGUGUCCCAGUCAUGGGCAGUGGGCAGUGGGCCUGAUCUGGUGGACCGUUCGUAUGACAAACCGUGGCUCACUCAUGCCAAGAAGAUCAAAGGUCAGCGGGAAGAAGAGAAAAGUGAUGCCAAAUCAAAGCCAGCACGUAAACAGAAGUCGGGAUGGGUGUCGGACACAAAGGUCACAGCGACCUCGUUUGACGAGCUCUUUGAGGAGGAUCGCACUGCUGGGGUCAAAGGUCAGAGGCCACCAGCCCGGGCGGAGAGUACAGACAUCACAAGGGCGUGGGCGAAACAUGUGGACCUGGAGGACAGCAAAGAUGCCGAGUAUCGUAGUCAUGGUUACAAGGGACCACGGUGCAGCAGAGAUGACGAAGACCCACUUUCAGGGGAAAUAAUGCUGGCAAAAGACGUGCCGAGGGAAGAAUCAACAACUAGCACUGGAAAGUCACGAGGGGCAAAGAGGGUCGCUGAAAAACACAGACAAGAUUUGGAGAAAAUACUUCAGGAUUCUGACGCCAAGUCAGUGGAUUCAGGCUUUGAUGGGGAGAGGGGAGAUGACGUACAGGACGAUGCCAUCGAGUUACUGGAAGAUCCAGAGGACCUGAUUCGUGAAGGGGUCACCAACAUUCCAGCAGCUGGGUACAGAUUGAGCAAGAUUCUCAGACAACGGAAGGAGGAAACCCCUGUUAAACUAAACAUCAAACUUUACUCCAGUAGUGAUCGUCUUAGUAGCACCAUUGGGAAUGGAAAAUUUGAGGAAGAGUUAGAAGAUUUUGAAAGACCUCCAACAGGCAUGUCAUAUCAGUCGAGAGGGUUCUCACAGUUCUCUCCAGAUGUCUCUGAUGAGGAAUUUGAAAGUGUGUCACAGGUUGUAGGACCAAGAGCACCGGUGUGGAGCCAGCCAGAUUCAGACACGGAGACUCACAGACAGGAGCCACCUGCGAGGUCAUCUGGCAGGGUCAAGAUGGCAGCCACUGCCCCAGUUAGGUUUGACAACCCGCCCAUGCCUCAACCUGCGACUGACAACAUGUUCAUGGACUCUGGCAAGACAUGGGCCCCCGGUGGGGGUAAAACCCCUCCCGAGCUUGUCAGUGCAUCUGUGGAAGAACCCCCACCCCCACACGUAGGCGACUCUCUGAUGUCUGUACAGUCGAGAGAUGGUGUGAAAUACGGUUGGAAUAUUCCUGAAGGAACAGAAGUGUCUGCACUCACUGAUUGGUCAGAUGGCUCUGCCACAGCCAGGAGUCAGCAGGGACCAAAAGCGUAUUGAACAAGGUUCGGGAACAAGACCCAAUGAUGUCCCAUGAAACACAGAUCUACGCAAGGCAGUCGUAGACAAAUCCGUCCAUCACUCAUUUUCUCGAGUGAAAAAAUGCAAAUACUGUAUAUUGAGAAUAUAUAGAGACGUGCUAAUCUAUAGAAAAUUUGUGUUGUCAUCAUUUUCAUGGCAUUUAAUAUCUGAAAUGCUUAUUAAUUGAAAAUAUUAGAAACCAAAAACCAUUGUUACAUGCAUAUAUGAUUUUUAGCUCGGCUGUUUUCGGAGAAAACCUGAGGUAUUGUAAUAGCCGUCCGCCGUCCGCGACGUGCUAAAACCUUGACAUUUGUCUCUAAAAUCAAAGUGCUUCUACCUACAACUUUGAAACUUCAUAUGUAGGUGUUAGCAUUUGUCAAUGUGUAAUUGAACACGUUGUCCAUUACAUUGAUAAAAUCAGUAACAAUUUAGCUUGAUGAUUAUCAAUUUGGCGAUCUUUGAAGAGGUUCCUUUAAGAUAUUAUAAUAGUUAAUCCAGAUGCAGUGAGCUAUAUGCACAGGUGGUUGUAUAUUUAUGAAUUUAUUAAUUAAAACUGAGUUCUGGCAAUAUCUGGGCUUAGUUCGAAUCGGGGUACGUUGGUGGAAAACAAGAGCAAUAUUUCUAGUCUCAGAAAAUCUUUGUUACUGUAUCGAACUUAUACUACUACUUAAUCUUAAUGAAACUUAUUCUGAAUGUUUGUUCUUGACAUUUAUGGAUGACUUUUAAUCUUGGUCAUGUGCGACCAAAAACUUUAUAACCACUAGAAUUCACAUGUACAAGUCAACCUUGAUGAAACUUGGUCUGUAUAUAUCUUGGCAAUAUCUAAGCAGAAUUUAACUCUGGUUCACCUGCGUCAAAAAUACGCAGAUGUCAUCUUGUCAAAUCUUAGAAAAAUCUUUUUAGAUGCCACCUUAACGACCCAAUCUUGAUAAAACAUUUCUAAAAUUAUAAUCUUGACAAUAUCAAGAACAAUUUGAAUAUUGAUCAUAUGCAUCUUCAAACCAGGCUCCACCCGCAAAUCAUAGACCCAUCGUGUUACCUUUCAAGAAGCAACUGAAUCAAUGGAAUGUAUAUCUUGACAAUACCUAGGCCUGGUUUUAGUAUGUGUCAUGUGCAUCACAACGUAAAAUUUAGGAAAACUUCGUUAGCAGAAAAAGUGUUACUUAUCUAGUGGCCUCUGUUAUGGCUAAAUCUUGAUACAAGUUGGUGCAAGCGUUUUAUCUCGAAAAUACCGAUGCCAAGUUACAAUCUGGGUUAUGUCCGUUUAGAAACUAUGUGUGUUGGUUGGCAUAAUAACUGUGCUAAAUUUGAUAAGCGGCCGAACUGUUAGAAAUUGUCUGAAUUAUGGCCCUAAUAUGAUAGCAAAUGGCAGAAUUAACAUUCUCUAACUCAAAUAGUUUAAAUGAGUUUAACACAUGUAUGAGGCACAAGAAGCUCCAAGCUGAUUGGCAGACACAUUUUUAUACAAAUUUUAAAUAAACAUUGCCGACCAGUGUUUCCAUAACGUACAUCGUGUCACAUGCAGAGCUCGAAUUUUACUUUAAAACGCAAUUGCUUAGUUUACAUGUGACUUCAUUUCCUACUUAUUCUGUCAGUUAUUGUACAGCGUUUACAUAAUUAUUCUUACAUAGAUAUUUUUCUCAAACCUACUAUUUUAAAAAUCUUGUUAAAACGACUAGAAUAUUGUCGCAUAGUAUUGCCCCUAAAUAGUUCAAUAUUAUUGGACACAAACCAAUGAGACAAAAAGACUUACACUGAACAUUUUAUUAAACCAAUGAUACUAUCGUUUUAGGAGCAUAAAUGGUGUAAACGCCAUUUAUUGUUGAUAAAAAACAUUAUUCAUUACAAAUAUACACUUCUGACUAGAACUUCAAAUUGUGUCAAGUGUAUGUAAAUUAAACCUGACGUUAACCCUUUCAGUGCGGAAACCCAAUUUUAAAGGCCUUUGCAAACAGUUUGGAUCCAGAUGAGACGCCACAAAACGUGGCUUCUCAUCAGGAUCCAAACUGUUUGCUAUUCUGAUAGUAUUCUUUGAAAAAAAAAUCGAAGAAAAUGCUAAUUUUAGAAAUUCAGCAGACGACAUUUUUGCAGACGACAAAUUUCCCAGCAUGCAAAGGGUUAACAAACUGCAAGCUAGAAGGAUAUUGUUAAGUACAAUACAAGGAAACUAUUGAGGACAGUGUUGUUAUAUGACCUAAAUUAUUUAUCUUUCACCGUAUAUGGCACGGUGUAGAAGCAUUGCUCUUGUGCCCUAUAUCUACUGGCCUGAAAUAAAUAAUUAUUGUUUGA